Cuscuta epithymum is the source of this 1595-nucleotide messenger RNA. NCBI's taxonomy places the organism in Eukaryota, Viridiplantae, Streptophyta, Magnoliopsida, Solanales, Convolvulaceae. The record is from the annotation of a GenBank genome assembly.
CCUUCAACCAUAUAACUCCCUGCAUCUUUCAAGAUAACCUUGGGCGAAAUGUUCAACUUGUCUGGAUCCUCUUGUUUUGUGGUUGUUCUGCUUCCACUUGGGAUCAAUCACCUAUUCCCUGGAUGGAUACCCCUCUUCUCAUAUCUGCAUGUAGCCAGACCCCAUACAACUUCUCUCCAAUCAAAGGUCCAAAGCGAGUGCUCCAAGGACAAAAUCUGUCUGUAUGUCCAUAGGAUCCCACAUAAAAGGCAAAAAUUUCGAAGCCUCUCAUACCUAAAAUCGGCCCAUAUCUAAUUAUAAUCUUCCUACCUCACCCACAAUCUUCUAAUCAAGCAUUUUUAUAUUUAUGAUCACCCUUAUUCCUAGUAUUGACCGCCACUUCCCCUGAGUGUGCACUCAUCAAUCUUGACUAGAGACUCUAUAUUAUUUCCAAUACUAUGUGUAGCUUUUAUCAUCAUGUAACCCAAAAGAAAAUUGCGAACUUAGCACCCAAAAUUCAACAUGAUCCAGAGACACCUCGAGAGGCAUGUCAGUCUGUCGUAACCUCCAUGGGCGUAGCUAGGGGAGGGCCAGCCCUAGCCCUGGCCCAACCCAACUUUAAAAAUGUCUAUAUUUUUAGUGUAAAAAUUAUGUGUAGAAUAUUUUUCAAAAAUAUUCUUUGCAUCGGCCUAGUGACCUGGCUACAAUCAGGGUUUUAAAUAGCGGUCCGCUACCGCUACGGCCCGCUAUUCCGCUGUGAAUUCUAAAUCACGGGAAAAUCCUGUUACAGGCCGCUAUCGACAUUUCCGGCAGUAUGUCACGAACGAGUUGAUGUGUAAAUGUGUCUAUGUUGUGUAAAUGAACUCUUAAUGUUAUAAGUGUCCAAACAAAUAUUCACAAUGUUUGUAUUAACUACAACACUCAUUAAAUAUAUGUUUUGCGCAAUUGAAAAUAUUUCACGCCGCUGCAAUCGCUACAGUCGGCUACAGGCCGCUACAGGCCGCUACCGCUACCGCUACCGCUGCCACUACGGCUAUUUAAAACCUUGGCUACAAUGACCAGUUUUCUUUGUAUUCAGUUUUGCGAAGGUUUUGCUGAAUGACUGAAUGAGAUUGGGCGGAUUGGUUUAUACGUUACCACUCUUGCCUUUGCUGAGAACCUUUGCUGAGAACCUUUGCAACCCCACAUCAUCCUCCCCCUCCUGUCGUUUCUUAACUAGGGAAUCCAUAAGGAGACAAGGAGUCCGAAAUAGUCAUAGAACAAAGGUCCAAAACAAAAUUGAAAGUAAGAAAAAUGCUCACAGGGAGCGCACAGGACCACACGAAAAAAGGAAUGCUGGACAAAAACUCGGUGUAAAUGAAACAAACACGAACCAGCGAAGCCGAAGACUGAUGCCAACCCCCAACAAGCCGAAGACGGCAGGCCAGAGACGCGUUGCCGACCAUACCAUCGCUGCACUAGGGAUUUUUCCGCAAAAGAAGAAACAUAAGCAGAAUUGGUAACACUGUUUUUCGGCUUAUCUGGCUUAUCAGCCAACUUUUUCACCAAACACGUAACUUUUGCUUUCGCGUGCUGAAUUGUGUAAUAAGCAGAAAAAGUAAGAUUGAAGUUAUUUU